AUGACUGAGAUCUACCCGCUAGCGGUGCCCAAAGGGCGGAAACUAAAGUGUGAGGUGUGCGAAGCUCCGGCCGAGCGAAUGUGUGCGGCCUGCACGGUCACCUACUACUGUGGUACCGCGCAUCAGAGAGCUGAUUGGGCCAGCAUUCAUGAAAAAAUAUGCCAGCUUUUGAUCCCCUUGCGCACAACAAUGCCCUUUUACAAUUCAGAAGAAGAACGGAGGCAUGGCCGGGAGCAGCUGCUGCAGCGGCAGAUUUAUUUUGCCAGCUGUGUAUAUGGAUCAGAAGAUAUCAGAACCUCAGGAGGAUAUUUCCUCAUGGGUAAUGUUUUCAUUCACCAGAAUAAGAUGGAUAUAGCAGAUUCCCUCUACACAAAGGUAACUGAAAUCUGGCAUACAUAUUUAGAUCAACACAUUCAAAAUCAGUUAACUGCUCGCAAGAAACCAGCAGAUAUCUUGGCCAAGGAACUGGAAAAUGACACAGGUUUAGAUGAAGCCCAGGAAGCAGAAGCAGUUCACAUCCUGGAAACCAUCUUAGAAAUUCGAGAACACACAGACAAAGAUAACCCACAGAAUAUUCUCUUUAUCCUGAAAACGGUGGCAAUACUUCAUUAUCUAAUGAUGAAUUUAUCAAAGGCUCAUGAACUUGCCGUGAAAGCCUACCUUUUCUCUAAAGAGCUGCCCAAUAAAGAAGAUAUAACUGAAGCCCUUCGAGACCUACUAGGCCUCAUUGCUUCCAAAGACCCAGUGACCUUGAAAGCAGCCAAGUUCUUUGCCGGCCAGGGACAAUAG
This is a messenger RNA of Gracilinanus agilis (Agile Gracile Mouse Opossum), 789 nucleotides long. It is a transcript of the gene ZMYND12, whose product is annotated as zinc finger MYND-type containing 12. The coding region runs from base 1 to 789 and encodes 262 amino acids. Lineage: Eukaryota; Metazoa; Chordata; Mammalia; Didelphimorphia; Didelphidae. The record is from RefSeq and is a predicted model, not a curated record. The transcript has 6 exons.